Molecule: messenger RNA, 744 nt
Organism: Dermacentor andersoni
Lineage: Eukaryota; Metazoa; Arthropoda; Arachnida; Ixodida; Ixodidae
Source: RefSeq, a predicted model, not a curated record
CUUGUUUUAUUCAUAUGGCGCGUACUUGUAGGGGUGCGUUUACGGUAUUUUGCGGCUAUCUGCGUUGAACAACGCGCUCUGUGACGUGUGUUUGUGCGUCUUUAGAAAGUCGAACGCAUCAAAUGCACAAAGCGCCGUAUUGGAGCCAGCUGAACAAGUGCCCUGCUGAAAAGCUGUUUUUUUGUCUUCAAAUUUGCCUCCCUUGGUUGUGAUGGCAACUCCGAGGGAGCGCGCGCUGGUUGCGAAGUCGCUGGUGUUAAUGUUACAGGCACUGCGAGGACGCCAGACUACGAUUGAGCUGCGCAACGAACUGAGCGUCUGGGGCACCGUUGAAAAUGUGGACGCGUUCAUGAAUGUAGACCUGUGUGAUGCAACUGUGGUCGGGCCCAAUGGCGAGAAGACCUACACAAGUUUCUUUGUUCAAGGCCGCCAAGUGCGCUAUGUGCACAUUCCAGAUGACAUUGACAUGGUAGCUGCACUCCAACUGCCGACUCCAAGGGCACAGCGAGAUCCCGAAGGGCCCGUCUCGGCAGCUGUCAUGCGGACACGACUACUACGAGAGAAGAUUCGGCGGCAAAAGCAGGACAGGCUUCUGUGGAGCACCAAAUCCCCCAAAGAACCGCAAUAUAAUUCCUGAAGAAUGUUGCCCGUUGACUGUUGUCCAAUUGGAAGAAAGUUCCUCUUCUUUAAAGUUGUUGUGUAUGUACAAACUAAACAUCAGAAAUGGGUAUUGCCAAGCUGCAA